Molecule: messenger RNA, 1754 nt
Organism: Ictalurus punctatus (channel catfish)
Lineage: Eukaryota; Metazoa; Chordata; Actinopteri; Siluriformes; Ictaluridae
Gene: gtpbp3
Product: GTP binding protein 3, mitochondrial
Exons: 9
Coding region: 181-1734 (517 amino acids)
Biological process (GO): tRNA wobble uridine modification; tRNA methylation
Cellular component (GO): mitochondrion; cytoplasm
Molecular function (GO): protein binding; GTP binding; GTPase activity
Source: RefSeq, a predicted model, not a curated record
UUUUUUUUUUUUUUUUUUUUUUUUGUAGUUUCUGGUACAUGUAUUUAGAGUUGUAAUUCAGUCUAAAAAGUGACAGUGUUAAAUCUAUCUAUGAGUGCUCCAACUAGAAUAACAUUCAUAUAUUGUAUUUUUUUAAUCUUAAGCAAAUAGCAUCUUUAACAGAAAUACCAGACGCCUACCAUGGCGCUUGCCGGCUGCUGGAGGAUUGCCCUGUAUAAAAAUGUCACAAGGCCACGAGUGUACCUCAGGUGUCCUGUCGUCUUUGGUCGGGCUUGCCCUGUUAGACCCGUGUGCAGUAGACCUGCCCCUGGCUUUGAGGACACGAUCUUCGCGUUGUCUUCUGGUAGAGGUCGGUGUGGAGUAGCAGUGGUGCGUGUGAGCGGACCAGAUGCAACCGGAGCUGUGCGCGCUCUGACCGGCCUGAAGCGCGCGCUGAUUCCCCGCACUGCGCUCCUCCGCAACAUCACACACCCCGCAUCUAAGGAGCUGCUGGACCGGGGCCUUGUCCUGUGGUUCCCAGGCCCUCACAGUUUCACUGGAGAGGACAGUGCUGAGUUUCACAUACAUGGAGGACCUGCUGUCAUUAAUGGUGUUCUACAAGCCCUGGGUAGCCUGCCUGGACUGAGGCCUGCCGAGGCAGGUGAGUUUACCCGACGCGCGUUCCAUGCUGGAAAGUUGGAUUUGACUGAAGUAGAGGGCUUGGGGGAUUUGAUCCAUGCAGAGACGGAAGCUCAGAGGAGACAAGCUCUCCGGCAGAUGGCAGGGGACCUCGGUCGCCUCUACAAUGACUGGAGUCAGCAUCUUAAGCAUUGUUUAGCGCACGUGGAGGCUUUCAUUGACUUCAGUGAGGGUGAGCUCAUAGAGGAUGGAGUCUUAAAUCAAGUGGACACGGCAGUAUCCAAGCUGCAAGUGGAAAUACAGACGCAUCUCUCUGAUGAGCGGAGAGGCGAGCGACUGCGCAGCGGUGUACAUGUGGUGAUCGCAGGAUCCACCAAUGCGGGCAAGAGCAGCCUUUUCAAUCUACUGUGCCAACGUCCUGCAGCUAUUGUGUCUCCUAUAGCAGGGACCACCAGAGACGUUGUGGAGACGCCACUGGACAUCGGAGGUUUUCCGGUCCUGUUGAGUGACACGGCAGGUUUGAGGGAGACAGAUGACAGCGUGGAGCGAGAGGGCGUCCAGCGUGCCCUGAAAAGGGUGGAAGUGGCAGAUCUGACACUGGUGGUCGUCGACUCGACACAGCUUCCUCAGGAGCCUCGGAUGGUGCCAGGUUUCCUGAACGACUACCUCAACAAUGUGCUGCCAAAAAAGAUGGAGCAGGGUCACGUGCAGCAGUGUCUCCUGAUCAUUAACAAAAGUGACCUCUUGCCUAAUGAACACAUGAGCAUCAUCCAGAGAGCCCUCAGUGACGCGUUCACUGCGGCUGCAGUCAGUAUUCUGUCGUGCAGUACCGGAGCAGGACUGACUGAUUUCUUGAAAAUGUUGCAGGAGAGAGUUAAGACAAUGUGUGCGGAUCCGCUGGUCGGCAGCCCGAGUCUAACUCAGACCCGCCAUCGGACUAACCUGCAAAAGAGCAUUGAGGCCUUGAGUCAAUAUCAUAAGUACAGAGAUGUGGACCUGGCGCUGGCCGCAGAGGGACUGCGAUUAGGCCUUACCUGCCUGGGUAGAAUCACUGGCAAGGUUGGCACUGAAGAGAUCUUGGAUGUGAUCUUUAGAGAUUUUUGCAUUGGGAAAUAAAUACAGCACUGUUCACAGUC